Molecule: messenger RNA, 829 nt
Organism: Leptonychotes weddellii (Weddell seal)
Lineage: Eukaryota; Metazoa; Chordata; Mammalia; Carnivora; Phocidae
Gene: MEIG1
Product: meiosis/spermiogenesis associated 1
Cellular component (GO): nucleus
Source: RefSeq, a predicted model, not a curated record
GGAGCUGGGCGCUCCGCCGCGCCACGCGUUGCUAGGAGACGCGAGGGUCGCCGAGGCGCGACAGUUGGCCUCUCGCUGCCCAGCCCACGGAUUCCUGAGUGGAGAACUCGAGCACUGCCGCGCUCUCCUGGGAGCUCCCGGGCGGGGUGCCUCGGCCUCUCCAGAUCGGCCAGCGAGGGUAACCACGGAGAGCUGGACCCAGGGGCGGGGGGAGGGGCGGGGGGUGGACUCGUCCCGAGGAACCUGAACAGUCCGCCAGCUCCGCUGAGCCUGCCCGGGCCCCGCCCCGGAAGCCUCGGCUCCGCCCCUUCCGCUCCGGCACGCCUUUGUGAUUUCUGAGAAAUAAUUGGCAAUAAGACCUCUGUAGCCAUGGCUAGUUCUGACAUGAAACCAAAAUCAAUAAGUCGUGCCAAAAAAUGGUCAGAAGAGAUAGAAAAUCUGUACAGAUUUCAGCAAGCAGGAUAUCGGGAUGAAAUUGAAUAUAAACAAGUGAAACAAGUUUCUAUGGUAGAUCGUUGGCCAGAGACGGGAUACGUGAAGAAACUCCAGAGAAGGGACAAUACUUUCUAUUACUACAACAAACAGAGGGAGUGUGAUGACAAGGAAGUCCACAAAGUAAAAAUUUAUGCUUACUAGUCUUUGUUCUUUGUGUUGUCAUUACUUAAGACUUCAUUGCUUCAUUCUACAUCAUGUAAAUGUCAUUUUACAAAAUAAUUCAAAAUGCAGACUUCAGCUGAAUACUGUGAAACACAAAAGCCAUGAAACCAUGAAACCAUCCUGUUCUGUUCUAAAAUAUAAUUGCAGAAGCAUUAAAGGUGUAUCCAUCUUG